Molecule: messenger RNA, 2206 nt
Organism: Saprolegnia diclina VS20
Lineage: Eukaryota; Oomycota; Saprolegniomycetes; Saprolegniales; Saprolegniaceae
Exons: 7
Coding region: 17-2095 (692 amino acids)
Biological process (GO): regulation of DNA-templated transcription; protein ubiquitination
Cellular component (GO): nucleus
Molecular function (GO): DNA-binding transcription factor activity; ubiquitin protein ligase activity; RNA binding
Source: RefSeq, a predicted model, not a curated record
AUUGCGUCCAGGACGCAUGGCGGACGAGACGCGCCGGCUGCGGCCCAUGCGCAUGGACGAGCUCGAGAUGGAUCAUGCCGAUGAAGUAGAUGGUCUUGACUUUGACUACCUCAUGGCGCUUAUCUGCAACGCCGUCGGGCCCGGCGAGAAGGACGCGCCAAGCCACACGGGCGCGUCGCUCGGCCACAUUGAUGACGACGAUGAAGAUGACGAUGAGGACGACGAUCAAGACCAUGAUGACGACGAUGGCGACACGAGCUCAUACGAGGAAGGCGAGCUUGAGACGCUCUCGACGCAUGCCCGUGCCGCGACGUACGACGUACCCAUGCAGGCAGCCCAUGCGUCGUUGCGCGCUACUGACAUUGAUGGCGGUCUCUUGCAUCGAGAUGUGUCCCACUACCUCGCAGCACGACAGCACUGCAAGACGCCAAUGGCCAGGCGACCGACCCAUUUGAGGCAGACGUUGCCUCUUGCAGCGUCGACCGCCAGCUUUGCGGCCACGUCUUCGUACCAACCAUCCACGUCGCUCAGCGCGCGCCGACGCGUGUACCCCAACUACGAGCGCAGCAUGCUUUUUGGCGAGAAGGCGCUCGAGCUGCGCGAUCUCGAGACAAUCCUCAGCGAAUACGACAUGGACGACGCGCCGGGCGACAACAUGAGCCGCCUCUUCCCGUCCGACGAUGACGACGACGACGACGAAGAAGAAGAUACCAAGCAGGCGCCGUCCAUCGACUACGAGCAAAACCUGCUGUCGCAUUUCUCGAUGCUCGGGUUCGACGCCGACAUUGUCUCGUCCGUGCUCAUCGAAGUCGUCGACGCACGACGCAGCACCAACGAGAUUUGCGCGACGCGCCAGUUUACAUCGAUCGUCCAAGCGCUUGUCGACGACCACGGUAGCGACAACAACAACAGCGACAACGAGCGUGGGGCCCGCAAAAUUCGACAGGAGCACGUCGCACCCAGCGCCGUGCAAGCCACGUCGUUUCCUUGGCCCGUAUUUGAUAUGGCGCAGUACGAGUUUGGGACGGCGCGCCCUGGCACGUGCUUCUCGUCGGUCGUCGUGCUCGUCAACGUCCCGCCCGUGAGCGACGCAACGAGCGAGACGUUGCACGGGUGUCUCUUGUCGCAGCUUUUUUCCAAGCUCUCCAACCCCAUCCAAGUCGUCCUGCCCGUCGUACCCAGCACGGGGCUGCUCAAAGGGCAUGGCUUCCUCGAGUUUUCGGACCGGCCAAACGCCACUGCGGUCGCCCGCGCCCUCGACGGGCUAACAUGGAGUCCGGCGUUCCCAGCCUUUCGCGCAAUGCUCUUCCGCGAGUAUGACGGCAGCCACCGCCUUCUGGACAACCACAAAGACAGCAGUAGCUUCGCCACUCGUGUCGACGACACCAGCAGCAACAACAACUGUGAGGACGAGCUCCGCUUUCACGCACUGGACCUCGAGAGCGAAGACGACGAGAACCACUCAGAUGCUCUUGACGCGUCGUCGCGCCGCAUGACGCGCGUGGAGCACCAGCUCGUCCAGCGGAACGAGCAGCUCGAGUACCUCAUGCAGUGCGUCGAGCGGGACCGGGACGCGAUCCUUUCGGAGAACGACGAGCUCCGGCGCAUGAUGGAGGCGUACCGCGAGCGGGAAAAGCAGCAGGAGCAUGCGCUUCUGAGCCUCUCGAGUCUGCGCCAGCGCAUCCAGCUCAACGAACAAAAGUACCGCGAACACAUGCGGCGUAUGCGACAGAACGAGCACGUGACCCAAGCGCUCCGUCGCCGCCUCGAAGAACUCUCGGGGCACCCGCAGUCACUCCACGCCCUUGGGAUUGCCGAGCUGCGCGAGCUCGAAGACACGCUCGACACGGCCUUGUACAAAGUGCGCACGAUCAAGGAACAAAAGAUUCAAGAGCAAAAGCAGCAACUCGAUCGGCAGGUCGAAGUACAGCAGGAGCUCAAGCUCUGCGUGAUUUGCCUCACGGCGGAGAAGACGAUUCUGUGCUUGCCGUGCCGCCACGUGUGCAUGUGCCAAGCGUGCUCAGGCCAUGCCGAAGUGACGCGGUGCCCGAUUUGCCGCCUCGACAUCCAAGAGAAGAUGCUCAUUUAUGCCUAAUUGCAAAUUGCACUACACUUGACGACAGGAUGGCGACAGCAGCAAUAUAAACUCUAGCCACCAACCAGCACGAUAAAUAAACCUUCAAAAUCUGAAACCAAUAUCUGGAUA